Molecule: messenger RNA, 4547 nt
Organism: Caenorhabditis auriculariae
Lineage: Eukaryota; Metazoa; Nematoda; Chromadorea; Rhabditida; Rhabditidae
Source: the annotation of a GenBank genome assembly
AUGUUUCUCCGCGUGGGUUUCUGUUGCUCUUUUUUUAAAAAAAAAUAAGUUAAAUUUUUUUAAAUACAAAACGGAGUUUUGCAUUGUUUCUAUUCAUAAAAUGAGCAUCUAUAAUUUCAAAAAUAAAACUAGAGAAUAAUAAAAAUCCUAGUUUGUCAUCAAAAAAAUUGAAGCUCAUAGAAAAAAUCUUCAUGACGAUACGUUUCAAGGAAAAAGUACAUAACAAUCAAAAGUCGCCAAGGUAAUUAUUUAAUUAAUUAAUUACCUGGCGUAACAUGUGUAAUAUGUCUAGAGAUUGAAAAAGUAAGUGAUUGAAUUAGUUGAACAUCUAUUCCACGAAGCAGUUACAAUUAAAAAGAAAAUGUCGCAAAAAUCAAGAAAAAAAAAACCUUGUUCCUGGUUGAAAAGUUCCCAAUCCUUGGUUAAAUUGAACGUUAGUUUGGAAGAGAUUGAUCGAAUUCAAGAAAAAAAGCUUCGAAAAGCGAAAAAAUUAAACAAAAAUUCGAAAAAAUGAGGCGCGCCAAAUAAUUGGCGUAAGUUAUGAUGUUUUGUGCAUACACCAUGACGCGAGAUUGAAUGCUUCAAAAAUUUGAAAAAAUUCUGAAAAAAAAGCUUUUGAACUAGUUUUCCAGUUGAUUCCUGGUUCAAAAACUUCCUCUUUAUUAUCUCGUCGUGAUGAAAUUCAUUAAAAGCACAAUGAUGACGGAAAAAUGAUCAAACUUUAAUGACGGCCCCAAGAGGACGUAAAUUGCUGAGUCAAUUGCGCUAUUUCUGGCUUUUCGCUUAAUUUUCGUGUCGAAAAAAGAGUGUAAAAACGUAAAAUUAGAAGGUUCUGGGCAUAUGUGUUGAAUCAGAGGGGAAUUCAAAGCAGAUUUGUUGGGGAUUUCGGGGGAAUCCGCCAGGAAGUGGAUUUUUUGAUGGAUUCCGAGGAUUUUAUUGAUAAUUUGAUGUAGUUUUAAGGAUGAUAUGUCAAGUAAGAGAAUUAUUAUCAUGUGAAAAAAAUAUACAAAAAAACCUUGAGAAUUAGGUCAAAAAGUGCAUGGAAGUCGGGUGAAGUCGGAAUGGGGAAUAAUCGCCGAAAAAGGCUCGAAAAAGGCUCGAAAAAGGCCGCAAAAUGCCGCAAAAAGGUUGCAGACAGGCAGAAAAAAGGCUCGAAAAAGGCUCAAAAAAGGCCGCAAAAAGGCUCAAAAAAGGCCGCAAAAAGGCCCCAGAAAGGUCGCAGAAAGGUCGCAGAAAGGUCGCAGAAAGGCCGCAAAAAGGCCGCAAAAAAGUCGUUUCCAUUAUUCUGGGGUUUGAAAGGCUCAAGAUAUGGUGGAAAAAGGGAGAGGCAGCAAAAAGGGUGCAAAACAGCCGAUGAAAUGGCGCAAAAAGGGUAGCAAAAAGGAAGCUUUUUCCACCCUUUUUCGUGCUUUUUUAAGCUUCCAGGUGCUUAUUAGUCUUUUCUAUUAUGCUUGAAAAAUCAAAAUAUUCGCGUUAGAGCGCGAAGAAGCUUUAAAAAUGGCUUUUCUCUAUUUUUUCGACUUUUCAUUCCUCGAACCACUCAUCUUAUCCUCAACGUAUGAAGCUAAGCUCCUUAAAUUUUCCAAAAACUUCAACUUCUCAUAAGAUUCUCAUCAAAUCAUUGAAAUGGACUCAUUUCGGAUUUACGUAAGCCUCUGUCAUCCUGGAAAAAAUGGAUUUAGCGAGAAAAUAUUGUAGUUUUCGGCGGAAAUUGAGGUCCGUUAUAUUCGGACUUUUCGGGAAUGUCAAAUCCUCAGAAAGGAAAUGAGAAAAAAAGCAAUUUUUUUGGUUAUUUUUUUAAAUUUUCAUACUUGUAAGGGGUAGUUUUUGAUUCUCUACACGUAGAUCAUUGUUCUGAUUUUUUUAUCUUCCAGAAAAAUGAGGAAAAAAAUUCUCAGAAUUUUGAAAAAAAUGUGAUAAGGAUCAAAUUUCCUGGAGCAAAAAAACUAGGGAAAAAUUAUGAAUUUUCAAAAAAAGAGAAAAAAAGCUCUUAAUGAAAAAAAGCUACCAUUAGAACAAAAUUAACCCUUUUUUUCGUGAUUUUUUUAAUUAUCAAAAGUUCGAUUUUAAGCUUCUCCUCCUUGUCGCCGUGGUUUUGAUCUUGGCCGAAGCUAAGAAUAGACGUCAACUCAGUGAGUUUUUUUGAUCUUGAGAAAAAAAUAAUGAUGAUUCCCAAUGCUCAAUGGGCGACCGAAUUUCAGGGGAUUCUCCAGGAAAUUUUUUUCAAUCGAGAAAGUUUUUCUCGCUUAUAUAUAGGGACCGCAGACGAACUUUCAAAAUUUUUUUUUCAGCAUUGAGCUUUGUAUGGUUUGAUAGCUGUUUCGAGUCCAAACUCAGAACCGUUUAGUUUUUCGAAAAAGGUUGAGGAUGAAAAAUGUUAUGACGAAAAAUGUGGCGCGCCGCGCACCAUUUUUUUAGUACUUAAAUUUUGGUAUUAUCCAUUUUGAAAUUUUUCUCGAUUUUUCUUCUAGAACAAGUUUUGAUACUGGUCUAUUAUGAUGUAACAAAUCAUAAUAGAGUGCUAAAAUGAUGAAUAUUUGCUAGUUUGCCGAAAAAGUCAGUAUUUUCCAGAAAACAAAAAACUGACGCUUGCGGGCAUCGAACUCGCGACCUCAAAAUGAAAAAUCGCAGCGCACGCACUGCGCCAAGCUGUCAGGUCUAGCGCGGGGAGCUUCCAUCCGCCAUACCCUUCAGCCGUUUAAAUAGCACAGAUUGUCUAUUUCAAAAAAAUAAAAAAACUUGAAGUAAUUAAGCUAUUUUUUUAUCAGAAUAUGUUCGCAAAUCUUUACUCAAACUUUCCGUGAAAAAUUCACUUCGAAAAAAACUGUUUUUUUAGUGCUUUUUUUGCCUCUUUUUAACGAUCGCUGCCUUAAAAACGGCCCCGUAAAUUUUUUUGGCAAAGACGAAUUUUUUUAUUUCAUUCUUUUUAAUUGAAAGAUUUUUUUACUAAUAAAUGUAUAUAAUCGUUUAAAAAAACCUGCGUUCGACCGUUUUCUGUGUGAUAAACGCCGCUAAUUUUAUUCUCUAUUUUUCAAGAGCAUUUUUUUGCGUAAUAAACAACUUUUUUUCAAGCACAUAUUCUGUGGAGAAAUAUUUAAGUAAGCCCGUGAUCUAAAUUUUGAAAAAAGAAAAACUCGAUUCUAUUCGCAUAUUAACGAUAUUUUGAAUUACGACUUUCGGCACUCCCUAAAAUUUUUGGCAAAGACGAAUUUUUUAUUUUAUUGUUUUAAAAAUACCGUUACUUGAAUCAAAAUCAUUAUAUAAAAAAAGAAAGAGUGCGUUCGACCUGAAAACACAUAAAAAAGCAAAAAAAUGACAAAUUUUUUUAGUUGCAUUCACGCUUUUGUACGACAUUCCGCGAGAACGCAUCAAAAAAGCGUAAAAUUUUUUUUAAACGAAAGAGGAAGCUUUUCUGUACAUGUGUGUCAAAAUUUAUUAUCCAGUUCCACAUAUUUUGCAACUACAACAAAAUGAAAGUUGAAAACCAAAAAAAAGCCACUUUUUCUAUCGCGAAAAGGGGCGUGGCUUUGCGGUCCCUACUUAUAUAGCUGAUUCACGGCUGGCUUGAGCCAUCGAGAAAAGGGUCAUGCCACGAAAAGAGACGAGACAGUGCCUGGUUGUUGGAGAGUGCAGACAGGCCACGCCUUUUUGCGUCCCAAGCUAGCCGUGAAUCUUCUAUAAAACCAUUAGGGACUCGAGAAUACGAAAAUAUUCUCAAAAUUAAAAGAAUAAACAAAUCUGAAAAUUUUUUUGACUUUUUGAACUGAUCUGGUCCCUUUCUUGAAUAUUAGUUCAAAACCUUUAAUUUUUUUUUCAAAUUUUCAAAGUUUUCUGGAUCAAAGAUAUUCUACAUUAUACGUCUUCAUAUGAAAAAUCCGGAAAACCGUCGGAAGUCGAUCAUUUUUCCGACCACUUGUUGGACUGGUCCGAAAAACCUUGGAAAAAAUUUAAAAGCUUAUUUUUGACUUCUUCAAAGUUCGUAGAGCAAAUUCUUGUUUAGAAUUUCAUGUUGGAUCCAAAAAUGAACUCUUUAUUUUAAAAUUCGCAGAGCGAACAGAUUUAUAUCACUUCUAAGACCCAAUAUGACCGGUCCAAAAAAGAAAUUAUCGAAAAAUUGAAUGUUUUUCCAGAUUCCAAAGCUUUUUCUUACGCCGAAUUUUUUUCUCAAUCUAAAAAUUGGACUCUCAUCACUUUUUGUAUCAAAACUUCAGUUUUUAAGGCAUCAUUUUGCAUUAUUUUCGAGUUUUAUUAGAUAACUGAGGUAGUGAGACGGAAUGGUCGCACUGAGAAUGGCUUAAGACGCGUUGCGGUCGCGCAGCGUUUCAAAGAUUUUCAGCUUUUUUUUUUCCGUUUUUUACCACUUUUGAAGUCUCGAAAUGAUCGCCUAUCACAGAAAAAGUCUUUCAGAAUCCUUGGAUGCUUGCCUUUACACGGACGAAUGCCCGGACGGUUACGUUUGCGACUGUCGGGGACCUGUCGAUUGCUAUUUUCUUCGCCGCUUCUGCUACAGAAAUGGCGAAAAUAACAUUUUCUUCGGUCUUUUUUGA